AUGGGGCUAAUGCCGCAAAGCUGCGACAACUUCCUGAAGCUUUGCAUCUUCAAGCGCAAAAGGCGUCCGUGCCGUGAACUGUUCCGCCCCAUCCUUACCAAGCAGGGGCUGUGUUGCGGAUUCAACAGCGUCUACUCAUUCAAAGACAAAAGACGGCAUGUAUUUUCGCACUGUUUCUUAUACUUGUAUCAUAUUUCCAAGGUACCUGCCUACCAGGACUUCCAGAAAGCUCUUCAUCUUCUAGUAACUAGAGUUAGACGGAACGAGAGGGAUCUACAGUUCAAACCGCACAUGGCGACCACACUGGGCAUCCACGACGGGCUGAAAGUAGUGGUGGACUACGAUCCUGAAGACGCCUUGCCGAGGACCUUGUUCCACGUGGGAGCUAUCAGGGUAAUGUUCACAGACUGGACUGAGUUCCCUGCUGACGAUGAGACUAACCUGGUAUAUCCUCACGUCGAGGCAUUCCUUACCAUCCAUGGCACCUACACCUACUGCUCGGAAGAAGUCGCCAGCCUUGCUUCCUGGAGUCGAGAAUGCCUGUUCGACGACGAGCGGCGUCUGCACAUGUUCUGGAAGUACCGCAACUCGGACUGCGACCACUUGUGCUACAUCCAGGCGAUCGAGAAGCACUGCCACUGCCAGCCGGUGUACGUGCCCUACGUGGGCGUGCAGCGGUCCUGCGACGUCACGAAGAUACGCUGCAUCAGCAAGGUCCCAGACCUAUUGAACAACGACAGCAUGGAUUGCGACUGUCCUCGAGACUGCGUGUCCAGGGUGUACAACGUGGACCUCACUCUUGGCAACCUCAGAGCGCUGCCCCACAUGGUUUUUAACCCUUAUUCCGGUGUCGAGUUCAAGGAAAGCACGACCAUCAUGCAUUUCUUUUUUCCCACCUCCGUGUAUGUGAAGAAGAAACAGGAGACUGUUAUGUCGCUAAUUAGUUUGGUUUCGAACCUCGGCGGUAUAUUCGGCCUCUGCAUGGGUGUGAGCGCGGUGAGCGUGAUGGAGGUGUUGUUCUACACGCGGAAAGCCGCGGAGAACUGCCUCCGCAAGCGGCUGCGGCGAGCGGUCGAGAAUCAGAUGCGGCAGUACAGGACCAGGGAGUUUUGAACGUUAACAAUACUUAGGAAUUUCACUCUGUACUUUACAUAGGUACUACUACCAUGGUACUACGUUAGAAACCGGUCGUAAUUUAUAGCCGCCCGCUUGUAUGGCGAAGAACCCGCCAAGCGGCAUCUGAGCAAAGUUCACGAGUGCCCAACAGGUUGUUGGUAGCUAAAGUGUUAAAUAUUAAGAAUACUUACUUUGAACUUUCGAUGCCGUAUUUCACAUAGGUACAACAGUCUUAUUAUGUAUAUCUUUAGUUAGAUAUUAGGUAUUUAUUUCGCA
Molecule: messenger RNA, 1392 nt
Organism: Leguminivora glycinivorella
Lineage: Eukaryota; Metazoa; Arthropoda; Insecta; Lepidoptera; Tortricidae
Product: pickpocket protein 28-like
Exons: 7
Coding region: 1-1113 (370 amino acids)
Biological process (GO): sodium ion transmembrane transport
Cellular component (GO): membrane
Molecular function (GO): ligand-gated sodium channel activity
Source: RefSeq, a predicted model, not a curated record